Messenger RNA from Liolophura sinensis, 5216 nucleotides. RefSeq lists its product as uncharacterized. The record is from RefSeq and is a predicted model, not a curated record. Lineage: Eukaryota; Metazoa; Mollusca; Polyplacophora; Chitonida; Chitonidae. Bases 88 to 3282 code for a protein of 1064 amino acids. The transcript is spliced from 6 exons. Gene Ontology annotation, cellular component: Cajal body. Gene Ontology annotation, molecular function: SUMO binding. Gene Ontology annotation, biological process: protein desumoylation; Cajal body organization.
GUUGAUGAUGGCGGCAAUGGAACAUGUGCGCUUCGAUAACCAAAUUUCGAUUCUGAAGACGUCGUCCUUGGAGAAUUUCUCACAAAUAUGGCUUUGAACCCAGACUGUCCUGUAUGCCGACAAAAUGGGCUUCAGGGGAAACUACAACGCUUUCAUAUCAAUUUUGAGGAGUCCAUUACUCUGUGUGCCAAUAAAAAGUGUACAUACCCAUUAGGCCUUGUUAAGACAGAUGAUCUCAUCAGAAAGCCUGAAAGCCUGAAGAGAGAGGUAUCCAAUGGAAAGAGAGCAGUAUCCAAUGCAGACAAGAUUCACAAUUCCUCAGGGAUUGGAAACACUGUCACAAAGAAUCUCUCUCCAUGGCGUGGAAAAACAGGUCCUCACAUUUCAAGACACAAAGUGUGUGGUGGUUACACUCCUGGACUGUUCCAGAAAAACAUUGUCCCUGUCACGUUGGCAGAGGUUGAAUUGGAAGAUAGACGUACUCCAAACCAAGGCCAGAUCAGGACUUGUGAUGCUCAUGAGUCCGGUACAAUUCCAGCAGGAACCUAUAAAACAGCAGCUAGUGUUCACAAUGCAACACCUGCAGCUGGAAACCUCCCCUCAGGAAAUGGCACCCAAAUGAAGGCAAACUAUGUUAUGACCACCAGUGUGAAGAAAUCCUCAAUCCAUUCUGUUAAACUGAAUGGUUUUGAUGUUCAGAGUUCAGCUGAGACCAGGGGAAGCCGGAGUAAUGAUGGACGAUGUAAUCGGAGGGCAAACUCUGGCAGAGGUGGAAAACUGCCGGUACGAGACUAUUGUAAUGCCCAGCAAAAUGAUGUGAAGGGAGAAGAUGUAGAUGUUCUCAGUAAGUGGUAUAUACAGUGGGAAAAUCGGGAUGCCCUGUGUUGGUUAGACGUUGUCCUCUGUCUGCUAGUGCAGAGCCGGUCGGUUAAAACGGCAGUUGACCUUUCUUUGAAAACUUCCUCAGGCACAGAGCCAGAGACAGGAAAGACAUACAUAGUCCGCACCUUGUUAGCGGCUUAUGAUCAGGCCAUGGCACUAAGCAAGUCGCUUUGCACCGAGAGAGAAAAACUAAAGAUUGUGCCAAAGUCAGAAGGAGGAGAAACAUUGACUAGAAGUGUUAGCAGUGGAGUGUGGACUCAAGAUAGAUUUGCUCAACAGCAGGAGAUAAAACCUGCCAAAGACACCAAGAUUAAAGAUAAAGGCAUGUCUUGGGAAUCACAUGCAGAGAAGGAAUCAAAGAAACAAGUCUUCCAUUUGUCAAGACCUAUUCAAUCAAUUUCAAAUGGCGGCGUUCCCCUCAAAAUGGGUGCAGGGCAAAUUCACAGCCCCAACCUGGCAUCCUGGGCAGAGAUAAUGGUUCGGGACCCUGGCUUCCGGAAGGCCCGCUCCAUACUUAACUGUGUUCGGGAGCAGGUCUGGCAGGUUUUACAGCCCAAGUUACAGUGUGAGAAAGGACGCAAAGACAGCCCUGUUUUUGCCAUUCCAUUGUUGUUGCACUCAGACUCUGAUAUCUGCCACCUGUUUGAGACCACGUACAAGUUUGAGACGAAAUGCUCUGAGUGUGGUGACACAAAGAUUGAAAGGUAUACCAAAGUCCUGCCAACUCUCCCCAAAGUUGUGGAGGAUUUCUCCAUGUACAACGUCUCACACUGGAGGGACUGCUUCUUCUGCUCAGCACCAAACCAGAAGAGACAGCUUCACUUUGAAAAGCUCUCACAGUGUGUAAUGAUCCACUUUGUGGAGGGUCUGCCCAGCUCUGACCUGACGGCCCUUCAUUUCAGCCUUAGCGGCCAGUCCUACCAGGUGUCCAGUGUGGUGCAGUAUAAAAGUGACCCGUCCCACUUCGUUAUUUGGAUUAAACACCCAUCAGGGGAUUUUUGGAUGGAGUGUGAUGACCUUGAAGGGCCAUUGAGUAAGUUUGAAGGUCAAACCCCAAAUCUCCCGGCUGGUCAAAUCCAUGUUGUAUUCUGGGAAAGGACCUCUGCUGAUGUCCAGCCAGAAAUUGACAAGCAGCCAUUUGGUUCGAGACAGAAACAACCCUUGAAAUCACUGAACCUAAGAUCUAGGAAGAAGGCAGCAGUCCUCGAGUCCUCAGAGGACAUUUCAGGGACGAAGGAGCCGGAUGUGGAAGGCAGUGCUACAAAGAAACCUGUCCCCACAGACCUCGGUGAGCGUAACUUCCGGCAAGACAAUCAGAGUACAACUGCAGCAAAAGCCAUCCCUCCUGUGGCGGUGAGGAAAACGUUUGCCUUGCUGAAGCAGAUGAAAUCCAGCAAGACAUGCACCACAUCAUCCACUGAUGUCUCCAGGUCACGCAGCCGAACGAUUGGCACAGCUGGAGUUGGGAUCAGGCCUUGUGUAAGAGAGCCUAGAGGGGCUGAGCCUAGGCGGCCCAAUGCUGCGCUAGUCUUAUCUCAGGGAAACCUAUCUUUAACAGCAUCGUCAGCCUCCAGUUCACCGAAAACUCAAGUGAAGUCAAAAGCAAAUACUCAGGUGUUUGAAGGCUACAAAUCUAAGGCAGUCUCCUGCACACAGAAGCAGAAGGAAAAUGGUGAAGAAGAAUUCAUCACUAGCAGAACUUGUGGCUCAAAUAUCCACGUUAGUAAACAAAAACUGCUGUCUACCAAGGCAGCUAUUCCUCCAUCCCAGACAAGUGCUGUUACAGUCUCCCAGAAUCCUAUGUUAAAACGGAAAGGCUCUGUCCCUGUUCUGCCACGAAAGAAAUUACGCUCUUCAUGCCAUUUGGCUGAUCCUGCAAACUUGGACAGUUUCACUCAGAGGUCUGUUCACGGUCCUAGUGCCGGCCCUAUAGCAGCCUUGGCUCUCUCUUCUCCAAACACUAUACAUGUGGAGAAUCCGGCAGUGAUGGAGCAAAAUACAGAGUUUGUGCAAAACAAUAUUAUUUCUGAUCCAAAUGGGGAACUGUCUGUUGAAGACCUUGUUUUACCAGAGUGGGUGGAUGUGACCGAGGACCAGUCCAAACCGGAUCUGUCUGAUUUACUGUCCAAUGCUCUGCCAGAACUGUCAGAGUUCCUGUCAGAGGAUUACAAGGGGGAUAACUCCAGUAGCACAGCACAGACUGAGAUUCUCCAAAACCUGUACAAGGCCUUGGACUUAAACGUCAGUGCUAACUCCAGUGAUAUGACACAGCCCUUUGAAUCCACCUACAGCCUGCCAGAUGAAUGCAGCGUUGACUCUGGUGAUCUCACAGAGCUGUUGAGACCCACCCUUAACCUGCCAGACGAAUGCAAUUCCAUUGAUGCCUUACUGUCUCAUUAAAGGUUGUGUUUUGUCAGAGUAUUGGCCGUGCUCUGGAUCAGUCUGUUGGAUACAGAGUGUUGUGCUAGCAAACAUCUUGUACUCGUGUACUGGAUGUACUCUUGUAUGAGGUGUUAAUGUCUACACUAUGGUUUAGUAGUAAAAUUAUUGCCGCUUCAGCAUUUUCUCUCCAGCAUAAUAAAUGCUGUAAUGCUGACAAGGUGCAGAAGUACAUUUUCAUAAGAGCUCAUGUUGGUUACCUCUUGGGUCAUACCUGGGAAUGUCUGUCAGAAACCUGCUGAUGGUCAUGGGUUUCCCCCCAGGCUAUGCCCGUUAAUUACCGACAUAAUACAUAGCCAAAUAUGUGUUCUACUUUAGUGUUGCACUGUACCAUUAAAGCCAUUUCACUAAUUUCAAAGCUAUGUGCAUCGCUUUGUAUACGUAUGCACAUGUUCAAUUGUAUGCUAAAUCAGUUGUUAAUCUAUGAAUGUAUCAAGUAAUCUGGAUAUGUAAAUGAUUGUAGGAUAAAAAGGACUAUAUUUGCACUGAUCUGCUGUGUUUACUGAAGCGAUGCUGCAUGUAUUUUGCACAGGUCUACUGUCUUGACUGUAGUGACACUAUUUUGCACAGAUCUGCUGUCUUGACUAGUGAUGCUACAUGUAUUUUGCACAGAUCUGCUGUCUUGACUGUAGUGAUGCUACAUGUAUUUUGCACAGAUCUGCUGUCUUGACUGUAGUGACACUAUUUUGCACAGAUCUUUGUUGAAGAUAUGUAACAUCUUAUUAGAUGUAUUGUUUCUUAAACGAAACAGUGUUUUUCUGCUUACUCUGACAUUUCUACAUCCAGUCAUCUGGAAACAAUGAUUGAUAAAAAAACACAAAGUUCUGCGUUGUGUUAGCCUAAUAAUGAACAGAAAUUUCAUUAAUUUUGCUGACAGAUACAGAUAAAAUAAUGCUGAUAUUCUGAAAGCCACAUUCAUUCGUUCAUUCAUCCACAAAUAUUAAUUUUAAGGCUGUAGUGCAUUAUAUGACUAAGGUAUGGGAUGACACUUUUCAAACCCUAAAAUACCCAAGAGACUUCAACAGAUUUUGGACAUGGUUAGCAUGCUAGCCUCUCAGCAAUGUGGUCGCUGUGAGUUCACAGCUAAUGCUGUCUCUCCUCUCCAGCUGUAUGUGGGAAGGUCUGUCAGCAACCUGUGGAUGGUCAUGGGUUUUUCCCAGGCUCUACCCGGUUGCCUCCCACAAUAAUGCUGGCCGCCGUUGUAUAAGUAAAAAAUUCUUGAGUACGUCCUAAAACACCAGUGAAAUAAAUAAAACAGAUUUGAUCUAAUUCUUUAUCUGAAUUAUUUAUAUUUCAUUCUUUGUACAAAUUUAAUACCAAAGAACCUCUUUUUAUAUGCUGAUAAAUGCUUAUAUCGAUACUUAAGCUGUUUAUUUUUAAGAUUUUUCAAUAUUAAAAAGAAAAAAUAUACAAAUAAAUUUUAGAAUUUUGAUAGUGUACUCCUGGCUGCUGUACAAAUUCAAGUGUAGAUGUACAUCCGUCAGACCCCAGUAUUCUCAGACAUCAUUCAGUUGACACGAAACUUGGUAAAGAUAUCUUUCAUAACUUCUGUGGUAAAUCAUAUGAGUGAUCUGAAGUGACAUUUGACCUCAAUUCGUCAAUUCUGAUGCAGGUUAAGAAUUGAUUCACAAGGUUCUGUAAUAGUGUCUCUGGACUGACAGUUAUGAUGAGUAUUCCGCCUGAGGAACGGCAUUAGCAAUGAUAGGUUACUAAUAAGAGUUUCUUUUGUAGUAUGUUGUUGUUCUUGUCUCAUUUCUACAUGUCAUUCUCCGGGCCAUUUACAAGUAAAUACAAGCUCUGUUUACAAGUACAUGUCCAUAUUUCGCUCCAGUCAUAUUCAUCCAGGAUCGCAAGAUUGUCAUUUGAUUGUUCAUUUUGAUUGUUCAUUUUGAAAA